This is a messenger RNA of Prosopis cineraria, 1619 nucleotides long. Its product is annotated as 2-oxoglutarate-dependent dioxygenase DAO-like. The transcript is spliced from 4 exons. The coding region runs from base 559 to 1500 and encodes 313 amino acids. Lineage: Eukaryota; Viridiplantae; Streptophyta; Magnoliopsida; Fabales; Fabaceae. The record is from RefSeq and is a predicted model, not a curated record. Gene Ontology annotation, biological process: auxin catabolic process. Gene Ontology annotation, molecular function: dioxygenase activity; indole-3-acetaldehyde oxidase activity.
AAAAAGAAAUGGCCAACCAACAAAGGGUUGGAUUUAGUAAAAGAAGCUUAUUCUUCACAAUGUGGUGAAUAAGAUUUGAAUCCUCAAUUGUCUUGAAUAAAAGAAUACCUGUGAAUAAUUAAAAAAAAAAAAUAGGAGAAGGAUGGGAUAAGGUGGGGGAUUAAAAAGAUUGAGUUAAAAAAGGAGGAUGAGUCACGCACGUUCUAAUUCAUACCGAAUAUUCAACGGUUUUUUGUUAUCUUUCAUCAUCUAUCAUCCAAACAUAAAAUACGUAACUCUGAUAAAAGUCUUGAUCCCUUCACACUUUAUGUUUGCACAUUCCGUCGCUCGGCUCAACUCAUAAUUUUAAGUUAUAAAGAAAGACGACGUAGAGAAAUACGGUUGAAGAAAUCGACAAAACCUUGGAAAAAGCUAAACAUUGGUGUCGUCACCAGACAGAUCCCCUCAACCUCAACCUACUCAAAUGUACGAGUACAAAAAACCACCACAGCAACAGAGAGUGUUCAUGAACAAAGUUCCAGAAAAGAAAACCACAGUGAAAGAGAAUGGACAACGACGAUGACUAGCAGCAACAACAUCCCAUUGAUCGAUCUGCGAGAAUCUGCAGAAAAUCCUAAAGAUCUGAUAAAGAAGAAGCUGAGAGAGGCGUGCGAGGAAUGGGGAUGUUUCAGAGUGAGGAACCAUGGCAUUGAUUCAAGCUUAAUGGAAGAAAUGAAGAAGGUGGUGAGAUGCCUGCUUGAUCUUCCUCUGGAGAUUAAGAUGAGAAACACUGAACAAGUAAUUGCAGGAAGUGGGUAUAUGCCUCCAAGUUCAGUGAAUCCUCUUUACGAAGGGUUUGGACUCUACGACAUGGCUUCUUCUCACGCGGUUCAAUCUUUCUGCUCUCAAUUAGAUUCUUCUCCCCAUCAGACGAAAGUGAUAGAAGCAUAUGGGAAAGCAAUUCAUGAGUUAUUGAUAGAUGUAUCAGUGAAGAUGACAGAAAGUUUAGGUUUGGAAGAAGGAGAUGGAUAUUUCAAGGAAUGGGCGAGUCAAUUCAGGAUUAACAAGUACAGUUUCACACCAGAAACAAUAGGAUCAUCUGGUGUGCGAAUCCACACAGACUCAAGCUUCCUCACCAUUCUUCAAGACGAUGAACAUGUUGGAGGGCUUCAAGUCAUGAACAAUAAAUCUGGUUCCUUUGUUGAUGUCCCUCCUUGCCCAGGAAGCCUCUUUGCCAUUCUUGGUGAUAUAGCUCAUGUAUGGAGCAAUGGGAGGUUUGGGAUGGUGAAGCAUAGAGUAUGGUGCAAGGAAGCAAGUGUGAGAGUUUCAAUAGCUUCAUUCUUGUUGGGACCAAAGGAGGGAGACAUAGAAGCACCUGAGGAGCUUGUGGACUCUGAUCAUCAUCCUCGUCUCUUUCUUCCUUUCUCUUAUGAACAUUACAGGAAGCUUAGGGUAUCCCAAAAAAUGCAUGCCGGAGAAGCCCUCGCCCUAGUACGCGUCAUCUCUACAGCCUCUGAUUAAAUUUAGAGUAUCUAGAUUUAAAUAAAAAAUAAAAUUUAAAUUAUCUAAUUAAGUCUAAUCUUAAAUGCUCUAGAUGUAGUAUUAAAUCACUAAAGACAUCUGAUUUCUAGAGCCCAUCA